Molecule: messenger RNA, 1320 nt
Organism: Orycteropus afer afer
Lineage: Eukaryota; Metazoa; Chordata; Mammalia; Tubulidentata; Orycteropodidae
Gene: FOXN2
Product: forkhead box N2
Exons: 5
Coding region: 1-1320 (439 amino acids)
Biological process (GO): regulation of DNA-templated transcription
Cellular component (GO): nucleus
Molecular function (GO): cis-regulatory region sequence-specific DNA binding; DNA-binding transcription factor activity
Source: RefSeq, a predicted model, not a curated record
AUGGGUCCAGUAAUUGGAAUGACUCCAGAUAAGAGAGCUGAAACCCCAGGAGCUGAAAAGGUUGCAGGAUUAAGCCAGAUUUACAAAAUGGGAAGUUUGCCUGAAGCUAUUGAUGCUGCCAGGCCAAAGGCCACUCUAGUGGACAGUGAGUCAGCAGAUGAUGAACUCACAAACUUGAACUGGCUUCAUGAAAGUACUAAUCUUCUUACCAACUUCAGCCUUGGAAAUGAGGGUCUUCCCAUUGUUAGUCCAUUGUAUGACAUAGAAGGAGAUGAUGUACCACCAUUUGGACCAUCUUGCUACCAGGACCCAGAAAAAAAAUCAGCAACUUCAAAGCCCCCUUACUCUUUUAGUCUUCUCAUUUAUAUGGCUAUUGAACAUUCUCCAAAUAAAUGUUUGCCUGUCAAAGAAAUUUAUAGCUGGAUUCUGGACCGCUUCCCAUAUUUUGCUACUGCACCAACAGGCUGGAAGAAUUCUGUUCGUCAUAAUCUGUCCCUGAAUAAAUGUUUUCAGAAAGUGGAAAGAAGCCAUGGCAAGGUUAAUGGAAAAGGUUCUUUAUGGUGUGUUGAUCCAGAAUAUAAACCCAAUCUUAUGCAGGCACUGAAGAAGCAACCUUUUUCCUCAGCAUUAACUUUUUACACUCCUCCUGCAUCUCCACAAAGUGGAUCUUUAUCACCUCAUUACUUAACUUCUGUACUAAAGCAGAAUCAAGUACGAACUGUCAAAGAAUCUGAUAUUGAUGCUGCCACUGCAAUGAUGCUUUUAAAUACUUCCAUAGAACAAGGAAUUUUAGAAUGUGAGAAACCUCUUUCUCUUACAACAGCACUGCAAAAAAAGAGAAGUUAUAGCAAUGCAUUUAACCAUCUCGGUGCUGUGCGCUUACAAGAGAGUGAUUCUUUAGCCGCCAGCAUUGAUCCCAAGGAAGAUCACAAUUACAGUGCGAGCAGCAUGGCAGCACAGCGGUGUGUGUCCAGGUCUAGUGUGUCGUCCCUGUCUUCUGUGGAUGAGGUAUAUGAAUUUAUCCCAAAGAGUAGCCAUGUGGGAAGUGAUGGCAGUGAAGGAUUUCAUAGUGAAGAAGAUACAGACGUUGAUUACGAAGAUGAUCCUCUUGGAGACAGUGGCUAUGCAUCACAGGCUUGUGCAGAUACCUCUGAAAAAGGACAGCCAGUCAAAAAGAUGCAAAAGCAGUCAUGUCAGGAAAUUGAUGAGGAGCUCAAAGAGGCAGCUGGAUCUCUGCUGCACCUUGCUGGAAUUCGUACAUGUCUGGGUUCCCUAAUAAGUACUGUUAAGACACAAAAUCAAAAGCAGCGCAAGAAAUAG